AUGGUACUGGGGACUGUUGCUCUGCGUCGUGCUUGUCCGAAGAACGAUGUAGUACUGGCGCGCUCCCACUUACUCAACGGAGAGCCUUACGGAAUGCAAAGACAAAUCAAUCCUUACCCUGGCGUCGUCCAAGCUCCUGUCGCCCCUUGGAGCACAGGCUACGACAUUUAUCGCCAUUUUGUACAGUUUUGUCAGUCUCCAUAUGUCAUCUCUCAUGCCGUUCGACGACUCUCAGGCAGUGUUCUCGUCAUCUUCGAUUACGAUUGGUCGCUGGUCAACGAAAACUCUGACACUUUCAUCUUCCAGAAGCUAUACCCUGAGCUUCUUUUGACUUUGCGUGGACGACUCGCAAAGCAGCCAUCGUGGACGAAGAUCAUGGAUGACAUGCUGGGAGAUCUGGCUGAAGACAAGCCCGAUACUUCUUCCGAUAUGAUUGUGGCGGCAGCCGCCUGCGUUCCCAUUCAACCGCACAUGCUUGAUGCUCUACGCCUCGCGGCACAGCAAUAUAACGCAGACGUCAAGAUUGUCAGCGAUGCCAAUUCCGUUUACAUCGAGUCUAUGAUACAACACUACGGUCUCACGCAGGAAGUGAGCGAGGUCAUUACAAACCCUGCUUCAUUUGAAUCGCUGGAUAAUGGACGCAAUCGACUUCGCGUUCGUCCGUAUUACGAAAUCAAUACUGAACCCCACGGUUGUAAAUGGUGUCCUACAAACAUGUGCAAAGGUCGCAUCGUCGACACCCUCCGCAGUGCUCACCCCUAUGCGUCUGUUCUCUGUGUCGGAGAUGGUUCAGGCGAUUUCUGCGCUGCAACGCGUCUAACGAAGAAUGACGUCGUGUUUGCCCGCGCGGAUGAAGCCGGUGGAAAAUCAUACGGGCUGCAGAAGCGAAUUGACAGCAACCCUACGCUGGUUAAAGCGUCUGUGGUGCCCUGGAGCACGGGUGAUGACAUCUACCGCCAUUUUGCGCAAUUCUUCCAUGCUUCACUCAGUCAAGGCUAG
This is a messenger RNA of Peronospora farinosa, 999 nucleotides long. The record is from the annotation of a GenBank genome assembly. NCBI's taxonomy places the organism in Eukaryota, Oomycota, Peronosporomycetes, Peronosporales, Peronosporaceae.